ACAUAUUCUUCCUAAACAUUGGCCUGAUUUGAAAAAAAAGUAUGGUUAUGGUGGUUGGAUACAAAUGGACCAUUAUGAACCGGGCAAAGCAAGAAUGCUUCUUGACGGAAAAAAUUUCCGUGAAGUUCAAUGUAAUUGCUGGUCCGCCGAAGAAAGAAUACGAGAAUGUAACGCUUUUGAUGUAGAUGUUCAGGUUCUAUCCACUGUACCCGUAAUGUUUUCGUAUUCUGCAAAACCUCAACAUACGCUCGAUUUGGCGCGUUAUCUAAAUGAUCACAUUGCACAAGUCUGUGCUGAAGAUCCGAAACGGUUUGUCGGUCUUGGUACUCUUCCAAUGCAAUCUUGCGAACUUGCAGUCGGGGAAUUACGACGAUGCAUUAUUGAGCUUGGGCUCGUUGGUAUUCAGAUUGGAAGUCAUAUAAAUGAAUUGAACUUGGAUGCUCCAGAAUUGGAGCCUCUUUGGGAGGCAUGUGAAGAACUUAAUGCCGCUGUGUUUGUACAUCCAUGGGAUAUGGAGAAUAAAGGACGUAUGGAAAAAUACUGGUUUCCAUGGCUUGUUGGAAUGCCAUGCGAGACUACCAUUUCAAUCUGCUCACUAAUAUUUGGUGGUGUUUUAGAACGACACCCGAAACUUAAAGUGUCUUUUGCACAUGGAGGCGGCUCUUUUCCCGGAACCAUUGGACGAAUCGUUCAUGGUUUUAAUGUGAGACCGGAUUUAUGUGCCACAAAAAUAACCAAAAUUCAUGACGAGGACACCCUGAAAUUCCUCAUCAAAAAAAUGGGUAUUGACCGAAUUAUGUUGGGCAGCGACUACCCGUUCCCCCUUGGUGAGCAUCAUCCCGGAAAGUUAAUUGAGGAAUGUGACGCGUUAAGUGAUGAAGAUAAGGAGAAACUUUUGAGUGGCAAUGCUUUGAAGUUUCUGGGAAUCGAAGAUAAAAAGGACCUGUUUAUACAAAAGUAA
Molecule: messenger RNA, 961 nt
Organism: Ambispora leptoticha
Lineage: Eukaryota; Fungi; Glomeromycota; Glomeromycetes; Archaeosporales; Ambisporaceae
Source: the annotation of a GenBank genome assembly